AUGAAUAACAACGAUGAAAUCAAGCAAACUGUUUACAUUAGUUUCAACAUUAAUGACUCGGAUGUUUCUUCAUUCAUUAGGUACUUAGUUGCAGCCUUACACCGCGAAGGUAUCGACGUGGCAUCUGAAAAAUCCGGCCACGAUCUGAACAAGGGCUGGUUUUCCCGUAUCAAGCUUUUUGUGGUGGUUUUCUCAAAGCCAUGCACGUAUUCUGUGGCAUGCCUAGAGAAGCUUGUGAAGCUUCUUGAGUUCCUGCGAGAAGAAGACAAUGUGGUGGUUCCGGUAUUCAAUGACGCAAUGGCGAAACAAAUGGAUCGGAGAAACUUUCUGGAGCGUUUGAGGCACUGGGAAAGUCUCAUUCUGCAGAUCAGCGAAGCAGCCGAACUAAUUGAAGAGAUCGCCAAGAAUGUAUUUCAGAAGCUCAAUCCAACGGAAAAUAUUGGGAUACACACGCAGUUACGAGUGCAAGAAAACUUGUUAUGCAAGCAACCAUGGGGCUUUCGUUCUAUAGGCAUUUUAGGCAAGCCUGGGAUAGGCAAAACGACGCUUGCUGAAGCAGCCCUUCGAAGAAUGCGCGAUGGCUAUGAUGUUCCUCGCUUCAUCAGAGAAUGCAAUAACAAGAUCACUGAGCAUUUUUCUGAUGAAGACUUUCAAGAGAUCUCAGUGGAAAAGUUUGACCUAAACAAUCAAGAUGCCGGGCCAUGUCAUCGUCAAAAAAGACUUCUCCUUGUCAUAGAUGGUUUGCAAAAUGCUCAAGAUGCAGAGUCUUUUCUAAGUGGAUUUAAUCGGUUUGGUCCAGGGAGCUUACUCAUAAUAACCUCAAGUGAAAGAGAAGUUCUUGAGAAGUGCCAUCUCAAUGAGAUUUAUGAACUUAAAGGUCUCGAUGAUGAAGAUGCCUUGAAGCUAUUCACAAGGUGUGCCUUUGGGAAAGAUGUUAUAGACGAAGAACUUCGGAAGCUUUCGGUAAGUGAGAUUGAACGUUGUGAUGGAAACCCGUCUACUAUUCGCUCACAUGCCGAGAAGAUGAAGAGCAGGAUGGAAAGAAUAGACAUGGAGUCAGCUUUGGGCAGGUUUUGCCACAUAUCUUCUUUAUGUUUUCAGGAAACUAUGAAUAGUUUCUCUAUAACUCCGAAGCAGUCUUUCUUUAUCACUGACGCGUACAACUAUCAAUGGGAUCUUGAGAAUUUCUCGGGAUUCGACCUAGCCUGCAGCUUGGAGAUUAGGUUGAGUGACCUAAGGGGUCAAUGCUUGAAUUAUGACUCUAGGCAAAAGUUUUUCUUUUCUACCAUCUCAUCAACCUAUCUAUCCGAUUUUACGGAUCUCUCGCUACCCAACUUCACUAGCCCUGCCAUUGAGUCUAUGCCUAUAGACCUAAAGAUUCUCCAAUUAGGUCAAGAAACGUUACUUGUUUGUCAAGUUAACAAACCUUGGGAAGGAUAUAAGAGCUUCUCGAUAUUUAAAAUAAUCAAGCUUGGCCAAUCGAAGAAACUAGUUGAACUUGAAGACAUUUCUGAAGCACGUGACCUUGAGAGAACCGAUAUUCAAGAUUGCACAAGCAUGAAGAGCAUAACAGUAGUAACUGAUCACCUAGAGCCUCUCCAAGUUCUAAAUAUGUCUAGUUGCAUUGAAAGCCAGAUUCUUCAGUGGGGACUCCAAACAGAUCCCCUGUGCCUUCUCUACAAUUCAGCAAACGAGACAAAAUCUCAUUUCUACUUUGAUUGCACCUUCUGUAGGUCGAUUUGGACCGCAAUAAGCAGUAGGAUACAUCUCUCCCCUCUACAGAUAUGGGAGGAUGUAUUCUCUGCCAUGGUAAACCUCAAAGAAUCCAAAGCUAAGGAACUCCUAUCCCGAAUGGCUUGGCACUCAACUAUCUACGGUCUCUUGUUUGAGAGAAACAGUCGUCUUUACAGACAGAGUUACAGAUCAGGGGAUGCAAUACUGGCGCAAAUCGACAGAGAGUUCAGAAGCCAAGUUUCACGUUUGAGAAAGAGACACCCUAAAAUAGCUUCUAAAAUCCUUGGACUCUGGCUCGGAACUUCUUCAUGUCGCUGA
Messenger RNA from Brassica napus (rape), 2052 nucleotides. RefSeq names its product probable disease resistance protein At4g19520. The record is from RefSeq and is a predicted model, not a curated record. Lineage: Eukaryota; Viridiplantae; Streptophyta; Magnoliopsida; Brassicales; Brassicaceae. The transcript is spliced from 3 exons. Gene Ontology annotation, biological process: defense response; signal transduction. Gene Ontology annotation, molecular function: ADP binding. The coding region runs from base 1 to 2052 and encodes 683 amino acids.